Messenger RNA from Xiphophorus hellerii (green swordtail), 1637 nucleotides. RefSeq names its product GTPase IMAP family member 4-like. The coding region runs from base 15 to 1637 and encodes 540 amino acids. The transcript has 3 exons. Gene Ontology annotation, molecular function: GTP binding. The record is from RefSeq and is a predicted model, not a curated record. NCBI's taxonomy places the organism in Eukaryota, Metazoa, Chordata, Actinopteri, Cyprinodontiformes, Poeciliidae.
GCUCUGAGCACAACAUGAUGAUUCUAAUUCAGAUUCAAACUUUCUUCUUCACAGGAACAAACAUUACAAACGACAAUGAGUUGAGGAUUGUGAUGGUGGGGAAGACUGGGACUGGGAAGAGCGCUACUGGAAACACCAUUCUGGGUCAAGAGAGCUUUGAAUCCAAAUGCAGCGCCAAAUCCCUGACUGUGAAAUGCUCUAAAGUCUCCAGUGAUGUGGAUGGACAGCAGGUUGUUGUCAUUGAUACUCCAGGUCUGUUUGACACCAAGUUUGAAAAGGACAAAACCACCGAAGAUCUGAGUCAGUGCGUCUCCUUUGCUUCUCCUGGACCCCACAUCUUCCUGGUGGUCUUUCCAGUGGGCAGAUCAGCAGAUGACGAAAAACAAUCAGUGCAAGUGAUUCAAGAGCUUUUUGGAGAGGCAGCAGACAGAUACAGCAUGGUUCUGUUUACCCGUGGAGAUGAUCUUGGUGAUUCCACCAUUGAAGAUUAUUUGUCUGAAAGCCCAGAGCUGCAGGAUCUGGUGUCCAGAUGUUACGGCCAGUAUCAUGUCUUCAACAACAAGCUGAAAGAUAAGAAACCUCAGGUCACUGAGCUGCUGAAGAAGAUCAGAACCAUUGUUGACAGAAAUGGAGGAAGUCACUACACCAAUGAGAUGUUCAAAGAGGCUGAGAGGAAAAUCGAAGAGGAGAAACAACGAAUCCUGAAGGAGAAAGAAGAGGAAAUACGUAAAGAGAAAAAAGAACUGGAGAGAAAAAAAGAGAUGGAUAAGGAAAGGAGGAGGAAUGAUGAGAAGAGGAAGUUUGAAGCCCUGGAAGCAAAGCAGGAGAGAGAAAUUCAAGACCCAAAAUCCAAGCUGCAGUCUGAGCAUGAAUCUGAUGCCAGAGGAGAAGCUGAACAAAUUAAUCCUGUCCUUCUUUUGGCUACACCUGGAGAGCACACUGGAACAAACAUUACAAACGACAAUGAGUUGAGAAUCGUGCUGAUGGGGAAGACUGGGACUGGGAAGAGUGCUACUGGAAACACCAUUCUGGGUCAAGAGAGCUUUGAAUCCAAAUGCAGCGCCAAAUCCCUGACUGUUGACUGCUCUAAAGACUAUGGUAAUGUGGAUGGACAGCAGGUUGUUGUCAUUGAUACUCCAGGUCUGUUUGACACCAGAUUUGGAGAAGAUAAAACCACCAAAGAUCUGAGUCAGUGCGUCUGUUACGCUUCUCCUGGACCCCACAUCUUCCUGGUGGUCGUUCCAGUGGGCAGAUUCACAGAAGAAGAAAAACAAUCAGUGCAAAAGAUCCAAGAAAUCUUUGGAGACGCAGCAGACAGAUACAGCAUGGUUCUGUUUAACAAUGGAGAUGACCUUGAAGGCACCAUUGAAGAUUAUUUAUCUGAAAGCCCAGAGCUGCAAGAUCUGGUGUCCAGAUGUAACGGCCAGUAUCAUGUCUUUAACAACAAGCUGGAAGAUAAGAAACCUCAGGUCACUGAACUGCUGAAGAAGAUCAGAACCAUUGUUGACAGGAAUGGAGGAAGUCACUACACCAAUGAGAUGUUCCAAGAGGCUGAGAAGAAAAUCGAAGAGGAGAAACAACGAAUCCUGAAGGAGAAAGAAGAGAAAAUACUUCUGUUCAUCAAAUGGUGGAUGUGA